Messenger RNA from Hibiscus syriacus, 785 nucleotides. RefSeq names its product 60S ribosomal protein L18a-like protein. The record is from RefSeq and is a predicted model, not a curated record. Bases 181 to 648 code for a protein of 155 amino acids. NCBI's taxonomy places the organism in Eukaryota, Viridiplantae, Streptophyta, Magnoliopsida, Malvales, Malvaceae. The transcript is spliced from 4 exons.
CUCGUGCUUAAAUCCUCCAAACACCGUAACUAUCGACGAUCUAUUAAUAUUUCUAUCCUUUCUGUGUUUUGUAUUUCACCGCCGCUUUGUCAGCCGCUUCGGAUUCUCACCGCGGCGGAGCUCAAAGCCCAAGACGCCGACAACUCGAAGACCCUCGCCGCCAAAAGAAAGCAUAACAAAAUGAGCCAAGAUGAGAAAAGUAGAGGCGUCAUCCCGAAUUUCAACCCUCAAAACCAAUAUCAAUACGGCACGUUUCAAGGCGUAGCCAAUUACUACCCUCCUUUCCCCCAACAACAGCUGCCGCCACCGCCUCAGCAGCCUUUUGUCGGCUUACCCCACCCCAUCCCUCCGCCGUGCUUCGCCAACCCCUAUGUCCAUGGUUACCAGACCGUUACUGGCUUUCCUGUUGAAGAAGCGGCACCCGUGAGGCAACCUCGCCUUCCUGUUUGUGGUCUUGGAAUCGGCUGGUCAUUGUUUUUUCUGGGCUUCUUCUUUGGUGGCAUUCCCUGGUUUGUUGGAACUUUUGUUCUCCUCUGUGUCCGAGUGGAUAAUAGAGAAAAAGCUGGAUACCUCGCUUGUGCUAUUGCUUCUGUUAUUGCUAUGAUUGUGGUUACCUUUGGUUUGACAAAGGGAGGUCAUGCCUGGUGAAGUUUGGGCUAUGAAGGUAUGAAGUUGCCAUAAGCUUUCUCUUUUUAGUAUGGAUGCUUGUAAUUUGUUCAAAAAAAGUUGUUCAGAACUCUUGUUCUUAACAUUUUAAAGAGAACCCCCAGAAUUAUAUAUACACA